Magnolia sinica is the source of this 1574-nucleotide messenger RNA. Its product is annotated as UDP-D-apiose/UDP-D-xylose synthase 2-like. Gene Ontology annotation, molecular function: carboxy-lyase activity. The transcript has 9 exons. The record is from RefSeq and is a predicted model, not a curated record. Lineage: Eukaryota; Viridiplantae; Streptophyta; Magnoliopsida; Magnoliales; Magnoliaceae. Bases 98 to 1294 code for a protein of 398 amino acids.
UCUUCUAUCUACAUUUAUAUAUCUGCAACCAGCCAAACAACAUCUAUUCUCAGUUGUUGAGAGAGAGAGAGAGAGAGAAGAAAAGAGGAAGAAACGAAUGGCAUCAGGGAGGGUAGAUCUGGACGGACGUCCUAUAAAGGCAAUAACAAUAUGCAUGAUAGGAGCGGGAGGCUUCAUAGGGUCGCAUUUGUGCGAGAAGCUGAUGGCCGAGACGCCACACACAGUCCUGGCCGUCGAUGUCUACAACGACAAGAUCCAGCACCUCCUUGAGCCAUCGACCCUCCCCUGGACCGGCCGUAUCCACUUCCAUCGCAUCAACAUCAAGCACGAUUCCCGCCUCGAGGGCCUCAUCAAGAUGGCCGAUCUGGUUUCAUCCUCUCUAUUAAAAUUUCUCUCUACCAUCAACCUUGCGGCGAUCUGCACUCCUGCCGAUUACAACACCCGUCCCCUCGACACCAUUUAUAGCAAUUUCAUUGACGCCAUUCCAGUGGUCAAGUAUUGCUCGGAAAACAACAAGCGUCUCAUUCACUUCUCCACUUGUGAAAUUUAUGGGAAGACAAUCGGAAGCUUUCUUCCCAAGGAUCACCCUCUACGCCAGGACCCGGCUUUCUACGUUCUGAAAGAAGAUGCCUCUCCCUGCAUAUUUGGUCCCAUUGAGAAACAACGGUGGUCCUAUGCAUGCGCAAAACAACUGAUCGAAAGGCUAAUAUACGCUGAGGGUGCUGAAAAUGGCCUUGAGUUUACCAUUGUGAGACCUUUUAAUUGGAUUGGACCAAGGAUGGACUUCAUCCCUGGAAUUGAUGGUCCAAGUGAGGGUGUUCCGAGAGUUCUGGCAUGCUUCAGUAACAAUCUCCUACGUGGUGAGCCACUGAAGCUUGUAGAUGGUGGCCAGUCCCAAAGAACCUUUGUUUACAUCAAGGAUGCCAUUGAAGCUGUUUUAUUGAUGAUUGAAAAUCCAGCCAGGGCCAAUGGUCAUAUUUUCAACGUUGGGAAUCCUAAUAAUGAAGUUACAGUGAAGCAACUCGCAGAGAUGAUGACAGAGGUGUACAGAAAGGUGAGUGGCAAACCUGCUUUGGAGGUACCAACCAUUGAUGUAAGCUCCAAGGAGUUCUAUGGUGAAGGUUAUGAUGACAGUGAUAAAAGAAUUCCUGACAUGACCAUUAUUAACAAACAGCUUGGUUGGAAUCCUAAGACAUCUUUGUGGGACUUGUUGGAAUCAACAUUGACUUAUCAGCACAGGACUUAUGCUGACGCUAUCAAGCAGGCAAUUGCGAAACCCAUGGCGUCCAGCUAAAAAUGUGGCAAUGUUAAGAUUCGGAGGCCUAAUUCUUUUGAGGAAAUCAUACAUGUCAUAGCAAUUAAUACAUAUAUGUAUUUAUUUUAUUUAUUUUUUCUUUCUGGUGCCAGUAGCUAUAGCAGAGUCAUCUCUUUGUAUUGUGUUCUUUAUAUAGAAAAUGUAUGGACAAGGCAGGACCUUAUCAUGAAUAUCCUAUAUUACGUACUCCAUCAUGUGAUGCUGAGCGAAUCACACAGAACCCUCGUCGUGCUGCAUGGUGGUUUGCGUUUUCCUUUUC